Messenger RNA from Heteronotia binoei (common prickly gecko), 2654 nucleotides. It is a transcript of the gene COLQ, whose product is annotated as collagen like tail subunit of asymmetric acetylcholinesterase. Gene Ontology annotation, molecular function: heparin binding. NCBI's taxonomy places the organism in Eukaryota, Metazoa, Chordata, Lepidosauria, Squamata, Gekkonidae. The record is from RefSeq and is a predicted model, not a curated record.
AUGGUAACCCUGGUAUUUGUGGUGGGAGCAUCUGAUCCACUGCUUGAGCUAAAUAUAGCACUGUCUAGUGUAAGGAGAAGAUUUAAUGGGAAAUGGUUGGCAUUCCUUCUCUCCAAAGCACAGAGCGAGAGAUAGGGCGAGCACCAUGCACAGACAAACAUACCAGGGAGUGAGAGAUUGAAGGGGGGGGACCAGGCGGGCAGGCAGGCAGACAAGAGAUCCUAAAGGCAGAUCGGCACCCUGCACAUUGGAAUUGUCCAGCUUGCAGCAAGCAUGCUCAGCCUCAGUCUCACAGCAUUGGGAUUUUAUCUGCAGCUCCUUUUCUGUUUUGCUCUGUCUCAGACCUCUUUUGUUGACAGUGUCUUCUCCAUCUCUGCAGCCCUUCCUUGCUUGGAACAGAAGAAACGAAGUAAUAACAAUCGGGUUUGCUCUCUCUUUCUCCCUCCCCCUCCACCACCCCCUCCAUUACUUCCUCCACCAUAUUUCAAACAGGGAUGGAAUUCUAUAUUGCCUCCUCUGGACAUGAAAAACUUUUGUCAAAUGCUUCAGAUAACACAGUCUCCAUGUGUAGAAUCUGUAUGCCCUCCAGGACCUCCUGGCCCCCAGGGUCCUCAAGGUAUUCCUGGUGUGAAGGGACCAAAAGGGGACAAAGGAGAAAUUGGCAGGCCGGGAAGAAAGGGCAGACCAGGACCUCCAGGUGUCCCUGGAAUGCCAGGACUUAUUGGAUGGCCUGGUCCAGCAGGACCUCGGGGUGAAAAGGGAGAUUUAGGUUUGAUGGGCUUGCCAGGUACAAGAGGACCAAUGGGCUCCAAGGGACACCCCGGAAUUAGAGGAGAAAAGGGAGCUCAUGGAGAGAAGGGUGACAAAGGCAGCAAAGGUGAUAAGGGAUAUGUAGGCCUCCCUGGAAUGCUGGGACAGAAGGGAGAAAUGGGUCCAAAGGGAGAGCCUGGUUUAUCAGGACACAGAGGACCUACUGGAAGACCAGGGAAACGAGGCAAACAAGGACAAAAAGGAGAUAUGGGACCUCCUGGAAUUGCAGGUCGACCUGGGAGGCCUGGUCCUCCAGGUCAACCUGGACCACCAGGAACAUUGGUAUCAGGGCAACCAAUCAUGGGGCCAAAAGGGGAAAGAGGGCUUCCUGGUCCUCCAGGGAAAUGUCUCUGCAACUCCCAGCAAAGUGUGAAUAUCCCACCAUAUGAGGAACCACUGUUUGGACAACCUUAUUCAAAAGUCCCGGCAAUUUUUGUUGUAAAUAAUCAGGAAGAACUAGAUAGGCUAAAUACUGACAAUGCCUUAGCAUUUCGAAGAGAUCAGAGAUCUUUGUAUUUCAAGGAUACUUUUGGAUGGCUUCCAAUCCAGUUUACACACUUCUAUGCUGUGGACUACCCUAUUCAAGAUGGCGGUACCUGUGGAGAUGGGAUCGUCCAAGAUGGGGAAGAGUGUGAUGAUGGCAAUACCAUUGUGACUGAUGACUGUAUAAGAUGUCGUCAUGCUUACUGUGGAGAUGGCUACCGACAAGAAGGUGUAGAAGACUGUGAUGGGAAAGAUUUUGGAUAUUUAACAUGUAAAACAUAUCUUCCUGGGUCUUAUGGGAAAUUACGAUGUACUUCUUAUUGCUAUAUUGACUCUACAGAGUGCCGAUAUUUUACAUGAAGUGUGAGCAGAGAUAGGUAAGCAUUUCCCUGUUAGGACAUGCAUACAGCAGGUGCUAUGUUAUCAUCAACCAAGACCAGGCAAUAGACAAAACAAUCUCUUGGAUGAAACAACCAGGGACAUGCUUGAGAUGCAUUUUCGAUUGACUCGCACUGGAGGAAAAUAGGACCACUGAAUUCUGUCUUAGUAGAAACUUGUCAAACAACAUUCUCCAUUCAGACUUUUUUCAUACGGCGGCUUAUGGGAACUGCCAUAACAAGAGAAAAACCAAACUGCAUUUUACUUCAAAGUGGUUACUUCAUAACAACACAAUAAUACCUCAAUUUAGCACUGUUAGUCAUAAAGAUAAGCUCUUUGGAUUGUUAGUGUUUGUUAAAAAAAAAAAAAAAAAGGACUCUCCCAGUAUAAACACAAAGCAUAUUCUGAUCGCAGUGUUUAUAAGGACUACGGUAUUUUGGGUUUUUUCUAACAAUGUGAACUUUGUAUAUGCUUAGCUGCUUGAAUUAUAUGUUCAGGUUUGUUAGAAGCCACCUCCACCCCCAGUGAAUUGAUAUGGGGCAAUUUAGGUAUGUGUUUAAGUAGGGAAGACCAGAUAACAGAACUGAUCAGCUUUAUUUAGAGACUGAUACUAUAAAAGAAUAUGAGAGGUGUACAUAAAUUUAUGUAUUUAUAUAGACAAAUUCCAGAUGGCUAGCUCUGUAAUCUGUUGCAGCAAACACAGUGGCAUCUCAAAGGCUAAUAUAUUUAUUGAAGAUGUUGUAUGCUAGGACCCGCUCUGUCAGAUAGACAAACUAUUACUUUUUAUCUGCCUUCAUCACAUAUUGGACAAAGUGGCUUCUGGCAUAGGAAAACUUCUGUCACAAAGAAUUUGUUAGGCUUUAAGGUGCCUGAGAACUCUUGAAUUUCUGAAAUGAAAGCUAUUCAAAAAGGAGUCAUACUUGCAUAUUAUCAAGGCCAACAAACUGAAUCAGCAAACUGGUAAGAUCUGAGUUGGCAUUGGA